This is a messenger RNA of Protopolystoma xenopodis, 255 nucleotides long. Lineage: Eukaryota; Metazoa; Platyhelminthes; Monogenea; Polystomatidea; Polystomatidae. The record is from the annotation of a GenBank genome assembly.
UCCUCCUCAUCUUCUUCCUCCUCCUCCUUCUCCUUCUACUCCUCCUGCAUCUUGAAACUGUGUCAGACUAGUUUCCCUUCUUCAAGCGUCACUUCCGUAACACAUUUGCUUGUAGCUAUUUUUGCGAAGUCUAUUGCUAGUAGAGUCACAGUCCCAAUGCAUCCCAAGCACACAGUCAAUCGGGAUAGACGAAAUUGGCGGCGCGUGUUCACUCCAAAUGAAAUACAUGCAAAGACCGGAGAUGCGGCCCUUUGA